This is a messenger RNA of Plectropomus leopardus (leopard coralgrouper), 1583 nucleotides long. Its product is annotated as L-amino-acid oxidase-like. NCBI's taxonomy places the organism in Eukaryota, Metazoa, Chordata, Actinopteri, Perciformes, Serranidae. Gene Ontology annotation, biological process: amino acid catabolic process. Gene Ontology annotation, molecular function: L-amino-acid oxidase activity. The record is from RefSeq and is a predicted model, not a curated record.
GUGUCCAGACGGGUGAUAUGGAUCCACAUGUAGUGAAAUGGAAAUUAUUAUUUUUCAGUGUGUUGCUGCUGCUCACGUUGUACCACAGUAACCCCUCUGCUGCUGUCAGCAUGAACAAACACCUGGCUGAUUGUCUGAAGGACAGGGACUACAAGGAGCUGCUGCAGACUGUGAAGAACGGCCUGCCAUGCCGAAAUACAUCCCGUCAUGUGAUCAUUGUCGGAGCCGGUGUAGCUGGAUUGACAGCUGCCAAGUUACUGCAAGACGCAGGACACAAGGUGACCAUAGUGGAGUCCAGCGGUCGUGUCGGUGGACGGGUGGAGACCUACAGGAACGAAUCGGCAGGCUGGUACGCCAACCUCGGAGCCAUGAGGAUCCCGAGUGAUCACAAAAUCGUCCGCUGGUUUGCAAAAGCGCUGGGAGUGGAGCUGAAUGAAUAUAUGGAGGACAUCAACACGUUUUAUCUGGUCCAUGGGCUGCUGAAAAGGACGUACGCGGUGAAAGCAAAUCCAGACAUCCUAAAAUACAAACUGCCUAAAAGCGAGAGGGGCAAGUCAGCAGAUCAACUGCUGCAGAAAGCUCUGCAGAAGGUGAAAGAUGAAGUGAAGGCGCACGGCUGCAAAGCUGCACUACGGAAAUACGACCACUAUUCUGUGAAGGAGUAUCUGAAAGAAGAAGGCGGCCUGAGUCCAGAGGCGGUGAGGAUGAUCGGAGACUUGUUAAAUGAAGACAGCCUGAUGCACCUGGCGCUGACCGAGACCAUCUACAUCCAGAGCGACGUCAACGACACCGCCACGUACUCGGAAGUGACCGGCGGGUCGGAUCUCCUCACCAACGCGUUCCUCGCUGUCCUUGACGGCCCCAUCUACCUCAACUCUAAGGUCAAACGCAUCAGCCAAUCAGAUCACGGUGUAGUUGUAUCAUAUCAGAAUGGCGAAAAAUCCUCUUUGACCGACAUUUCUGCUGACUUUGCUCUGGUAACGACCACGGCCAAAGCGGCUCUCUUCAUCGACUUUGAGCCGCCGCUCUCCAUCAGAAAGAUGGAGGCACUGAGGUCAGUCCACUACGAAAGCUCCACUAAAAUCCUCCACUUCAGCAGGAAGUUUUGGGAAGACGACGGCAUCCGAGGAGGAAAGAGCAUCACUGACGGGCCGUCUCGUUUCAUCUACUACCCCAGCCACAGUUUCCCAAACAAUCCAAACAUCGGCGUCCUGCUGGCUUCCUACACCUGGUCCGAUGACUCCCUCCUCUUCUUAGGAGCGAGCGAUGAAGAGCUGAAAGAGCUGGCUCUGAGAGAUUUGGCUAAGAUCCACGGCGAGUACGUAAAGUCUCUCUGCACAGGCGUGGUGGUGAAGAAGUGGAGCACAGAUCCUCACAGUUUGGGCGCCUUCGCUCUUUUUACCCCCUACCAGCAUUUAGAAAGAGCCCAGGAGCUCUUCAGAAGUGAGGGCAGGGUGCACUUUGCUGGUGAGCACACAGCCUUCCCUCACGGAUGGAUCGAGACGUCCAUGAAAUCUGCCAUCAGAGCUGCAGCCAACAUCAACAAAGAGUCGGGAAGAACUCGUCGACACGACGAACUCUAG